CGGCCCGCCCCCUCGCGCCCGUCGCAGGAUCCGUGUCGUCACUCCCGCGUCUUCGCGCAAACGUCGUAAAGACGCGACGGUAGUUACGCACGGCGUUGAGUGUGUAGCGCUUGCCCAUUCAUCAUGGCUCCAUCACCGACCAAGCGCAGAGAGCGUUCGGAGGACAAACCCAGGGAGCGUGGGAAGGAGAAGGCCGCUGGGAAAGAGGGAGCUGAGAAGGAGCGAGGCCGAGACAAGAUCCGCAAGCGCCGCAGCAACUCCACCGGCAGCAGCAGCAGCAGAUCCAGGUCUAGCUCCAGCUCCAGCAGCAGCUCUGGGUCCAGCUCGGGCUCCUCCAGCGGGUCCAGCUCGUCUUCCGGUUCCAGCCGCUCCGGGUCGUCCAGUUCCUCUCGUUCCUCUAGCUCGUCCGGGUCCUCCGGCUCUCCCAGCCCGAGCCGCCGUCGCCACGACAACCGACGCCGCUCUCGAUCAAAGUCCAAAUCACAAAAACGGACUGAUGAGAAGGAGAGGAAGAGGAGGAGCCCGAGCCCCAAACCAACCAAGCUUCAUCUGGGAAGACUCACCAGGAACGUAACCAAGGAACACAUUCAAGAGAUCUUCUCGACGUACGGCAAGAUCAAGAUGAUUGAUAUGCCUCCAGACCGUUUGCACCCGAAUCUGUCAAAGGGUUAUGCUUAUGUGGAAUAUGAGUCUCCAGAGGACGCCCAGAAAGCCCUCAAACACAUGGAUGGAGGUCAGAUAGACGGUCAGGAAAUCACAGCCACGGCCGUCCUGGCCCAGAGGAUACGCCCCGGCCCGAGAAGACCGUCUCCUCCGCGCCGCAUGCCUCCUCCACCUCCCAUGUGGCGCCGUACGCCGCCUCGCAUGAGGAGAAGGUCUCGGUCUCCACGGCGACGCUCGCCCGUGAGGAGACGCUCUCGCUCCAGGUCUCCGGGACGCAGGCGACAUCGUUCCCGCUCCAGCUCCAACUCGUCCCGUUAGCGAGAUGCUCCAUUCUCACCGGCGGCUUUUCUUUUUGGCCCGCUCAUAUUUUAGUUGGAUAUGAUCGAUAAAUAGUCCAAUUGUUUUCCCUUUUGUCUAGUCCCUCAGGAUUGUGUGUAAACCCAGUCUCAUAACAUCUAUGUUAGGGUGGAUGUUGGCUUUUUAUUAUUUCUGUGUUCGUACGCUCACUGGGUGUGUGCUAGAUAAUGUUUUUUUUUUUUCUCUUUUUGUAAUGUGCUUUUGUUCUGAGAAAUCCGGCUUUUUACCGUUUCGUCAAAGGGGUUAAAAAGCAGAACUUGUUUUUAUCCAAAAAGUUAACAUUUUGCCGAAUGGCUCGUUUGUUACAUCAGCUGUUCCGCAAAAAGUUCCUCAAGAUCGCCUUCUAAUCCUGAAAAAUCGAAUGAUCCGUAAGUUUGGAAACGCAAUGUCAAUAAACCAGUUUAACAAAAAAAAAA
This is a messenger RNA of Puntigrus tetrazona (Sumatra barb), 1436 nucleotides long. Its product is annotated as RNA-binding protein with serine-rich domain 1. Gene Ontology annotation, cellular component: ASAP complex; nucleoplasm; cytoplasm. Gene Ontology annotation, molecular function: RNA binding. NCBI's taxonomy places the organism in Eukaryota, Metazoa, Chordata, Actinopteri, Cypriniformes, Cyprinidae. Bases 124 to 981 code for a protein of 285 amino acids. The transcript has 7 exons. Gene Ontology annotation, biological process: mRNA splicing, via spliceosome. The record is from RefSeq and is a predicted model, not a curated record.